Messenger RNA from Anolis carolinensis (green anole), 5148 nucleotides. It is a transcript of the gene ppp4r3b, whose product is annotated as protein phosphatase 4 regulatory subunit 3B. NCBI's taxonomy places the organism in Eukaryota, Metazoa, Chordata, Lepidosauria, Squamata, Anolidae. Gene Ontology annotation, molecular function: protein phosphatase activator activity. Gene Ontology annotation, biological process: DNA damage response; protein dephosphorylation. Gene Ontology annotation, cellular component: nucleoplasm; protein phosphatase 4 complex. The record is from RefSeq and is a predicted model, not a curated record. The transcript has 16 exons. The coding region runs from base 311 to 2791 and encodes 826 amino acids.
AGCCCGUGCAGGCCUUCCGCUUCUUUCUCCUCCCUCCCGGCUCUGAGAGGAAGAGAAAGGCAGCGACGGGACAGGAGUCGGAUUCCAAGAUGGCGGCGGCAGCGGUAGUAACAGCGGAGGGAGCGGGCGAGCCGAGGGGGCGCCUCUGAGGCGGGAAGGAGAGAAAGGGACGCGGCGGCGGAGGAGGAGGAAGAACAAGAGGGGGCCAGCAUGAGAAGCGGGGAGCCCAAGGCCUCCUGAGCGGCGGCGAGGACAGCGACAACAACGAGGAGGAGGAGGCCUUGGGCCUGCUUUGCCUCGGCCUCCAGCCAUGUCGGACACUCGGCGGCGGGUGAAGGUGUACACGCUCAACGAGGAGCGGCAAUGGGACGACCGCGGCACCGGGCACGUCUCCUCCACCUACGUGGAAAGGCUCAAGGGGAUGUCGCUGCUGGUGCGCGCCGAGGCCGACGGUUCACUUUUGUUGGAAUCGAAGAUAAAUCCAAACACUGCAUAUCAGAAACAGCAGGAUACUUUGAUUGUUUGGUCCGAAGCAGAGAAUUAUGAUUUAGCCCUGAGUUUUCAAGAAAAAGCCGGCUGUGAUGAGAUCUGGGAAAAGAUUUGCCAGGUGCAAGGUAAAGACCCUUCUGUGGAAGUCACACAGGAUCUCAUUGAUGAAUCGGAAGAAGAACGCUUUGAGGAAAUGCCUGAAACGAGUCACUUGAUUGACCUCCCGACUUGUGAGCUCAACAGACUCGAAGAGAUUGCAGACCUAGUUACCUCAGUUCUCUCGUCACCCAUCCGUAGAGAAAAGCUAGCCUUGGCUUUGGAAAACGAAGGCUACAUUAAGAAAUUAUUGCAACUUUUUCAGCUUUGUGAAAACGUAGAAAAUACUGAAGGCUUACAUCAUUUGUAUGAAAUUAUUCGAGGAAUUUUGUUCCUCAAUAAAGCAACUCUUUUUGAGGUGAUGUUUUCUGAUGAGUGCAUUAUGGAUGUUGUGGGAUGCCUUGAGUAUGACCCUGCAUUAGCUCAGCCAAAAAGGCACCGGGAAUUCUUGACCAAAACUGCAAAAUUUAAAGAGGUCAUACCCAUAACAGACUCUGAACUUAGGCAAAAGAUUCAUCAGACUUACAGGGUACAGUACAUUCAGGACAUCAUCUUGCCAACACCAUCUGUUUUUGAAGAGAAUUUCCUUUCUACACUCACAUCUUUCAUUUUCUUUAACAAAGUUGAGAUUGUCAGUAUGCUACAGGAAGAUGAAAAGUUUUUAUCUGAGGUUUUUGCACAGCUAACUGACGAAGCUACAGAUGAUGACAAAAGGCGCGAACUGGUUAACUUCUUCAAGGAGUUCUGUGCAUUUUCUCAGACAUUACAACCUCAAAAUAGAGACACUUUUUUCAAAACUUUAGCAAAGUUAGGAAUUCUUCCUGCUCUUGAAAUAGUAAUGGGUAUGGACGAUUUGCAGGUCAGAUCUGCUGCUACCGAUAUAUUUUCUUAUCUGGUAGAGUUCAGUCCAUCUAUGGUCCGGGAAUUUGUAAUGCAAGAAGCCCAGCAGAGUGAUGAUGAUAUCCUCCUCAUAAAUGUAGUCAUUGAGCAAAUGAUCUGUGACACGGACCCUGAGCUCGGGGGCGCCGUUCAGUUAAUGGGGCUCUUGCGUACCCUAAUUGACCCUGAGAACAUGUUGGCCACAGCUAAUGUAAGAAAAUGGAAAGGGAAAACAGAGAAAAGUGAAUUUCUCAAUUUUUUCUACAACCAUUGUAUGCAUGUCCUCACUGCUCCACUUCUCGCCAAUACAACAGAGGACAAAAAUGACAAAGAUGCUGUAGUUGGAAGCAACAAGAGUAAUACCAUUUGCCCAGACAACUACCAAACAGCACAGCUGCUUGCCUUAAUUUUGGAGCUGCUCACAUUUUGUGUGGAACACCACACAUAUCACAUCAAGAACUACAUUAUGAACAAGGACUUGCUGAGACGAGUUUUGGUCUUGAUGAAUUCAAAACACACUUUUUUGGCGCUUUGUGCUCUUCGUUUCAUGAGGAGGAUAAUUGGCCUGAAGGAUGAGUUUUAUAACCGUUAUAUCACCAAAGGAAACCUAUUCGAGCCAGUAAUAAAUGCUCUUUUGGAUAAUGGAACCAGGUACAAUCUUCUGAAUUCGGCAGUGAUUGAACUUUUUGAAUUCAUUCGAGUGGAAGAUAUCAAGUCACUUACUGCACAUAUAGUUGAAAACUUUUAUAAGGCACUUGAAUCCAUUGAAUAUGUUCAGACGUUCAAAGGGUUGAAGACGAAAUACGAGCAAGAAAAGGACAGACAAAGCCAGAAACUGAACAGUGUCCCAUCUAUACUGCGUAGCAACAGGUUUCGAAGAGAUGCCAGGACCUUGGAGGAUGAUGAGGAAAUGUGGUUCAAUGAAGACGAGGAAGAGGAGGGCGAAGCCAUCGUUCCCCCCGGAGAGAAAUCCAAGGCGGAGGAUGAUUUCCCAGAGAGUUAUGAGAAGUUCAUGGAAACAAAAAAAGCAAAAGAGAGUGAAGAUAAAGAGAAUCUCCCCAAAAGGACUUCAGCGGGUGGCUUCAAAUUCACUUUUUCCCAUUCUGCCAGUGCAACAAAUGGAGCGAACAGUACAAACAGUAAAUCUGUAGCAGCUCAGACAUCACCAGCAAGUUCAAAUGGUUCCUCUUCUAAGAAUGCCAAUUUGACUGCAGCCGUCACAGCCACAAAGGGAAGUCUAGUUGGCCUUGUGGAUUACCCUGAUGACGAGGAAGAAGACGAAGAGGAGGAAACGUCCCCAAGAAAAAGACCUCGCCUUGGCUCUUAAAAUCCUGAAACAAACUAACUGAGGGUGCUUAAAUGCUGUGACUGAACUAAAUAGUCUGACUCAGAAAGCUUUCUCCCUGGAAAAUACAUGAGAAUACAAGGAGUAGCAAAAGAAAACUCGACUAGAAGGGUUUAGUUCUGAGAACAUCAGGCUCCAAAGAAUCUAAUCUCUUUCUAGCCAACGAGAGUCUGCCAUUCAGGCUGUUAAAUAUUAAACUGAAACGGUGGGUUCGUCAUCCGCACCUCGAUGACAGCUUGCCCGCGAAAGGAUCAUCUCUGGUUCUGUGAAGGGAUGGGGAUGGGAUAAGUAACUUUUUUGAUAUUGCAGGGUUUGCCCAGUUUGUAUUCAAGCUAGAAGAAAAAAAUUGUAAGGCUUCAGUUGCAAACCUAAUAACCUAACUUUGUAAUGGUGCUGUCCAUUGUGGGGAGGGGUUUAAAGCAAUCGCCUCUUAAAUGAUUCAUUUUCUUUACAUAAAAAGUAAUAAUUCAGGCCUCGGGGACCACUGUUUGCACAGGCAGCCAAAUUAUAGAGUAUUCCUGCUCUUUAGUGCAUGUCGAGUGGUGAAUUUAUUUCCCCCCCCCCCCCAAUUCUGUAUUUUGGAAGGAGGAAAGCUGAGUUUGAAAUGGAAGAUGAGUAUUAGCUGUCUAGAAAAACCAAUACAAAAAAACAUUCACUCAGAUUUUUUUAAUUAAAAAACCCAUCAAUAAACCCUAGUUCUUGAAAUGGCAUUUGAGGCGCAACUACUAAUAAUGUUUUAUGGAAGCCAAGGCAAACGGAGUUACUCCAUGCGACGUUUGGAAGAGUAACGGCCGCCGCCGUGUUGGGAAAUGCUGCCCGAAGGUUUUGAACCCUACGGAUUUGGGGGUGCAGUAGUUUUUGAGUAGUGACCGAUUUGGAGGCAGAGUCGGCAUGCAGCACCUUGAACCUAGAGGGUUUUUAGUACGAAGGCUGCUUCUUAACACAUUCCAUGUAUUUAAGCAAAUUUCAAAAAAAGACAACACACACUUAGGUGAAUUGAUGGAGUCAACCAUUUUUGAGACCUUUUUAUUUUUCCGAGCAAGUGAACUGUAAAUAUUUUACUGUUAGUUUGGCCAUAUAUGAUCUGAGAUCAUGCAGAAUUAAUUCCCCAAACUACAAAUUGUGUUGAAAUAUUUGAACAAUGAAACCAGCAGCAAUCCAUCACUAUAGAUCACUCUUGCGAUGUGUCAUGGGUCCAUUUCUCCUGGAACAGUGCUGACAGUUUCCGUUUUGGAGAUUUUGUAGUUAAUUUUAAUUUUAGCUAUCGUUUGCAAAAGAUGGGCUGUCUGUGUAGAUAUGAAGUAUAGUUUUUCCAUGAAACAGAAGUUUAUUUUGUAUUGAGAAGAAGAAAAAAAAAAACCACUGUACUUGUUUUACACCAUUUGUAUACAUGUGGUAAUAUUAAUGAACUGUAAAAUUCAGGAAUUAAAAUGUGACCCUGUAAUUCCAUAAUUAUUGGUUUUGUUUGGUUUGUUGUAAAUGGUAAGUUAAUUCAGAUUUUUGAAACGUGGCCAUUUUAGAGGAUUUUAAUGAGAAUAGUUAUUUGUACAAUUUAAUCAGUAAAUGCUACUGAAUCAAAUCUGGCAGGGGGGGAAGCAAAUUCUAGAUUUGGUUCAGUGUGCCGUGAUGACUGACCGUUAAUGUGGCCUGACGACCACCUCUCUUGCCCUCUGGGGGCUCCAGGCAACCAAGAAUGGGGCUUCCUUCUCGCUUCAGCCGAGUCCCUUGUUUGAAGGAAAAUCUGGGGAAGUCCUUUGGCUGGUUCAAUGGAGUUACUAGGUAGACUUGCUGUCAAACAUCCGCCAUCCAUUUGCUCUUAGCAGGUCUUCCCCUUCACUUUUACAGAGGGAAAGUUUUCCCCGAAACCUGUAUAAUUUUCUUAAGAAAACUAUAUGUGACCCAUUUCCCUUCAGAAAGAAAUUCACCAAUCCUCUCUCCAGCUUUCUAUCAGUCACUGAAAAAGUCCCAAAGCACAAUUGGAUCUUCCACCCAUUUCAAAGACUGUUGGGAACAUUCAGAUACAUGCAGACGUAAUCAAGAAAGCAAAAUUAAUAAUUCCUUUUUAUAGUUUAAUAUAAACAAAACAAUGACCCUCCAACCAAUAUUGGAAUCAUUUGAAGAGCUGUGGAAGGUGCACUUAGCUCCUCCCUUCCGAGUCCCACCGUCUGCCUCAGGUGCAUUUGUCCUCCCGCUCCCCGACUCCUUUUCAGUACUUUUCUGCCACAGGACAGCCCACAUUUCAAAUGCCUGGGGCCCUUCAACUGAUUUUUUAAAGAGAAAGAUUGCAUCUGCCAACAUGUCUCAGUUAAAUACUAUUUUAAUAAAAAGUUAAAUGAAAA